AUGUCAGAUCAAGAAAGUGAAAUUGGUGUUGCGGCGCGGCUUUACGAUGAAGUAUUGAACUCUACUUUGAUUGAUCUGAACGGGCUAAUUAUAAUCAUGAGGAUGAUGGAUUAUAGCAAUUGCUACCCGGAAGAUCCACAUGCAGUGAACUUUGCUGGUCAGAGAGGAUUUCUGAAACUAUUGAAGUCAGGAUUCAAAGAAACAUUGUUCCCUGACGAUCCCUUCAGGGAAAUUAAGAAAGAGGAGAAGCCAUUGUUUAGAGCUAUAAAAUGGCUUCAGUACUUGGUUCCAAUCUUCCAGUGGCUUCCGACAUACACUUGGCGCUUGUUCAUCUCCGACUUCUUCGCUGGCAUCACCGCCACCAGUAUCGCCGUUCCCCAAGCCAUCAGCUAUGCCAAACUUGCUGAUCUUCAUCCCAUUAUUGGCCUAUAUACAUGUUUUGUGCCACCUAUUGUGUAUGCUAUAUUUGGGAGCUCAAGGCAUUUAUCAGUGGGGCCAAUUGCAUCAGCAUCAUUGCUUAUAUCUCAAACUAUUUCAACCGUGGUAAGGCCAGAAGAAGACCCCAUAUUGUAUCUUCACUUGGUUUUGACAACUACGUUUGUUGCUGGCCUCUUCCAAACUUGUUUGGGUUUCCUCAGGUUGGGUAUAUUAGUAGAUUUAUUAUCGCAUUCAACCAUCACAGGUUUCAUGGGAGGGGCAGCAGUAAUGCUUACCCUCCAACAGCUGAAGGGCAUUUUCGGCUUGAAACAUUUCGCACAUAAAACUGGCGUCACAACUGUGCUCAAGUCCAUAUGGACCUAUAGACAUGAGGCACGUAUGAACAUCACAGUUAUGGGUUUGUUCUUCCUUGCUUACCUGCAGUUUACCAAACACCAGAGAAAUAGAAACCGGAAACUCUUUUGGCUAUCAGCUAUGGCUCCCAUGACAACUGUAAUAGUCGGUGGCGUCUUUACUUACCUCGUCAAUGGAAAACGACAUGGAAUUCAAACUGUGGGUCACCUGAGUAGAGGAAUAAAUCCUCUUACCAUCAAAUACUUGAAAUUUGACAGCAAAUAUUUAGCACCGGUGCUGAGAGCAGGUUUUAUCACGGGUAUUUUGUCCAUGGCGGAGGGCAUAGCAAUAGGAAGAAGCUUUGCUGUGGUUGAAAAUACGCCUCAUGACGGGAACAAAGAGAUGAUAGCUUUUGGUCUUAUGAACAUGUGUGGUUCUGUUACUUCAUGUUACUUGACUACCGGACCAUUUUCGAAAACGGCAGUGAAUUACAUUGCAGGGUGUAAGACUGCGAUGUCAAACUUAGUACAAGCAUUCCUAGUAGCACUCACGCUUGAGUUUUUGGCUCCUCUUUUUGGUUAUACACCUCUUGUUGUUCUAUCAGCUAUCAUCAUCUCGGCAGUGCUGGGCUUCCUUAAUUAUGCUGAAGUUGUUCAUCUUUAUAAAGUUGACAAGUUUGAUUUCAUAAUUUGCAUGGCUGGUUUCUUUGGAGUAAUCUUCGUAGCCUUGGACAUUGGUCUCAUGAUCUCUGUGGGUCUUAGCAUUCUUAGAGCACUAUUAUAUGUGGCAAGGCCCGAUUCAUGUAAGCUUGGAAAGUUACCUGACUUGGGUUGCUAUCGAGAUACUGAUCAAUAUACAGUUUCAACACUCCCAGGGAUUCUAAUUGUUCAACUUGGUUCUCCCAUGUAUUUUGCGAAUUCUAAUUAUGUCAAAGAAAGAAUUAUGAGGUACAUUCGAUGUGAAGAAGACACUACUGGAAUUACUGUUGAGCAGAUCAUACUGGAUUUGUCAGGAGUGACAUCCAUUGACACCACUUCUCUUGAAGGAUUAUGGGAAACAAAUAAAACUAUUGAAAAUAAUGGAAUGCAGUUGUCAUUUGUGAACCCAAGGAUAGAGGUAUUAGAGAAAAUGGUAGCAGCCAAAUUUGUUUCGAGGGUUGGGAAAGAAUCAUUUUUCCUUACCGUAGAGGAUGCAGUGAAGGCAAGUCAAAUAGCACUUCGCAAAUCGAGGGCAAGUAAUUCUGAAGAUGGAGUUAGAGGAACAACAAUUCAUCAAUCUGCAGUUGAUUCUUGCUAG
Molecule: messenger RNA, 2067 nt
Organism: Arachis duranensis
Lineage: Eukaryota; Viridiplantae; Streptophyta; Magnoliopsida; Fabales; Fabaceae
Product: probable sulfate transporter 3.5
Exons: 11
Coding region: 1-2067 (688 amino acids)
Biological process (GO): transmembrane transport
Cellular component (GO): membrane
Source: RefSeq, a predicted model, not a curated record